AUCUGGUGCUUUCAUGGCUUGGAACGUGUUCAAGUUCUGCACUUCUCUGCGUGGACUUGGCUCUGUCAUGAUCCUCUUGGUCCUUGGGGUCGUUGGUGUUUCCUAUUAUGCGGUUGUGUUGACUAAUUUUGGACCUGCUUUGUAUAAUUCCGGUGGCAUUGCUUCUCUUUCUUCUUCCCUCGCUGUGUUGAUCUUGUUUCAUUCUUUGCUGGUUAUGUUAUUGUGGUGUUACUUUGCUGUUGUGUUUACGGAUCCGGGUAUUGUACCGCCUAACUGGAGGCCUACAGUUGAUGAAGAGAGAGGAGAGGCUGACCCAUUAAAUGGGGUAGAAUUAAGUAAUUUGCAAUCUGAUCCUUCAAACCAGCUGAUCCGGUACUGCCGGAAGUGUAGUCAGCCUAAGCCAGCUCGAUGCCAUCAUUGCUCUGUUUGUGGGCGUUGUGUGCUGAAGAUGGACCACCAUUGUAUCUGGGUAGUCAACUGUGUUGGUGCUCUAAAUUACAAGUAUUUCAUUCUAUUCUUGUUUUACACCUUUCUUGAGACUACUCUUGUGACUAUAUCAUUACUGCCAUAUUUCAUAGCAUUCUUUACUGAUGAAGAAAUUCCCGGAACACCUGGCACACUUGCCACAACUUUCCUUACUUUUGUUUUGAAUCUGGCCUUUUCGUUGAGUGUCUUCGGAUUUCUAAUCAUGCACCUAUCACUAGUAGCUGCAAAUACAACUACUAUUGAGGCAUACGAGAAGAAAACUACUCCAAAAUGGCGUUAUGACCUUGGUACUAGAAAAAAUUUUGAACAGGUUUUUGGGACAGACAAGAGAUACUGGUUUAUCCCUGCUUAUGCGGAAGAAAAUAUACGAAGGAUGCCAGCUCUUCAGGGUCUUGAGUAUCCAUUAAGACCCGACUUCGACUCCCAAGAGUGCUGAGAGCUAACAUUGCCACAGCUUGUAAAUAAUCUGAUCUCAUAGGCGGCAAUUCGUUUGUACAGGUAUGAUCAAUGUUGUUCUUUUGUGAGGGGCUCUUGUCCGAAUUUCAGAUGAAGGUUUUGACCUGUAAAUGUAUUCAAUUCCCGGAAGUGAUAUAGCUUUCUCAGUUUGGAUUACGAACAAUUAGUGUACUAGACACUUUCUGGAUGAGGGGAUCUGGAGAGGGUAGACGUGUGCAAAAAUAUCCUUGUAACAGGAUUAGGAACUGUAUGAUGAGGAUUCUUCUGUUUUUCAAUUUUUCUUUUUCUUUUUUACUAGUUAUUGGUCAUACACAUUUUUUAAUUUUUUUUCUUCUGAGUCAUUGUUGUAAAUAUCUGCAAACAUGAUACAUAAGGUAAUCAAAAAAGAUCCGUGUGUAAACAGUCUCACUGUGAAUAUGAUAUAUAAUAGGGUUCAAUGACGUUUUUUGAUCCA
Arachis duranensis is the source of this 1396-nucleotide messenger RNA. RefSeq names its product probable protein S-acyltransferase 14. Gene Ontology annotation, biological process: peptidyl-L-cysteine S-palmitoylation; protein targeting to membrane. The transcript has 7 exons. Bases 14 to 922 code for a protein of 302 amino acids. Gene Ontology annotation, cellular component: endoplasmic reticulum; Golgi apparatus. Lineage: Eukaryota; Viridiplantae; Streptophyta; Magnoliopsida; Fabales; Fabaceae. Gene Ontology annotation, molecular function: protein-cysteine S-palmitoyltransferase activity. The record is from RefSeq and is a predicted model, not a curated record.